GAUCCCAGCGCACCUUCUUUCCCGGUUCCGACCCGAGUCACUCCUUCGAGUAAAUCAUCACCUACGAUCUUUAAUCUCUUCCACCCGAUAAUCUAAUACCACCACCCCAAACAACAUCAAUCAACAUGCGUUUCGGAUCCAUCCUCGCUUUCGCCGCUGCCGGCUUCUCCGCGCUCGCCGCUGCCUACGCCUCCCCCGACGGCACCACCGAUGCCGCCAACCCCAUCCACGCGCCCGUCGCGAAGACUCUCCUCAAGGCCGGAGAGCGCUUCACCGUUGAGUGGCUGCCGACUGCUGGAGAGAGGGUCACCCUGGUCCUCAUGAAGGGAACCGACGCCGCUCUCCUCGACACCCUCGAGGUCAUUGCCAGCGGACUCCCCAACACUGGUGCCUUCAUCUGGGUUCCCUCCACCGAGCUCGCCGGCGACGACGACUACUCGAUCCAGAUCCAGUCCCAGGACCCGGACACCAAGAACUUCUCCGCCGUGUUCAAGAUCGCGUCCAACGGCCCUGGUAUCAAGGGUACCACCAUCGUCCCGUCGACCACGCGCACUGUCGCCGGCGCGUCUGCCACCAUUUCCGGCGUCCCCACCUACACCGGAGCCGACGACGCGACCGCCACCGGCGUCGACAGCGCCUCCGUCUCCUCGUUCGAGGGCGCCGGUGUCUCCGUCAUCGGCGGUGUCUCGGGCUUCAAGAGCGUUGCCAUCGCGGCCGUCGUGGGCCUCAUGGCCGGCGGCAUGCUCGUCCUGUAAAUCAUCUAGACCGGCGGAGAACUUCUUUGUAUGUAUGCAUAGCAUAGCGGCGGCGUGUGGAGCUUUUAGAUUGGGCGGAAAUGGAAGAUAUCCUGAGGUCGUUUCGUGCUUUUGUGCUUGUCCUGUGCUGGUUCGUGAUUUUGAAACUGAAACUGAGCCGACGAGGCCCGUGCUUUUUAG
Tricharina praecox is the source of this 935-nucleotide messenger RNA. RefSeq lists its product as uncharacterized. NCBI's taxonomy places the organism in Eukaryota, Fungi, Ascomycota, Pezizomycetes, Pezizales, Pyronemataceae. The record is from RefSeq and is a predicted model, not a curated record. The transcript is spliced from 2 exons. The coding region runs from base 126 to 755 and encodes 209 amino acids.